AUGGGUCAACUUUGGCGGCCAGACAUCGCCCUGUCGGAGAGGUUGGGGAAUGACUCUCCUGUCGGCUUCGCCCCGGGGCCCCCAGCCACGGUGGCCCCACAACAGUCCAACUCCUCCUGGGUCCCAGAAGCCCCAGUGGUCACACCAGAAGAGCCAAUUUUCCUCAUGACCUCCACUGCCCAAACUAUUUCAGGGUUUUUUGUUUGGACGGCUCUUCUGAUCACAUGUCACCAGAUCUACAUGCAUCUGCGUUACUACAGCUCUCCAAAUGAACAGAGGCACAUAGUUAGGAUCCUCUUCAUAGUCCCCAUCUAUGCCUUCGACUCCUGGCUCAGCCUUCUCUUCUUCACCAAUGAGGAGUAUUACGUGUACUUUGACACGGUCCGAGACUGCUACGAAGCCUUUGUCAUCUACAACUUCCUGAGUCUGUGCUACGAGUAUCUGGGAGGAGAGAGCGCCAUCAUGGCCGAGAUCAGAGGGAAACCCAUCGAGUCAAGCUGUAUGUAUGGCACCUGUUGUCUGUGGGGCAAGACCUACUCCAUUGGCUUCCUCAGGUUUUGCAAACAGGCAACUCUCCAGUUCUGUGUGGUGAAACCUCUGAUGGCAAUGAUCACUGUCAUUCUUCAGGCCUUCGGGAAAUACAAAGAUGGAGACUUUAACGUUGCUAGUGGCUACCUGUACGUGACCAUUAUCUACAACAUCUCCGUCAGUCUGUCGCUCUACGCUCUCUUCCUCUUCUACUUCGCCACACGUGAACUGCUUGUCCCAUACAACCCCGUGCUCAAGUUCUUCAUGGUCAAAUCUGUCAUCUUUCUCUCCUUCUGGCAAGGGAUGCUGCUGGCCAUCCUGGAGAAGUGCGGAGCCAUCCCUCAGAUCACCUCGGCCGGCUUCUCUGUGGGCGAGGGAACAGUUGCCGCUGGUUACCAAAACUUCAUCAUCUGCAUUGAGAUGUUCUUUGCUGCCGUCGCUUUGCGCCAUGCCUUUACUUACAAGGUGUACAUGGAUAAAAGGCUGGACUCAUAUGGCUCAUUUCCUAUCUAUGGACAGUACGGUCGCUGUGCCCCAAUGAAGAGCAUCUCCAGCAGCCUGAAGGAGACCAUGAAUCCGGGGGACAUGGUCCAGGAUGCCAUCCAUAACUUCUCCCCAGCGUAUCAGCAGUACACCCAGCAGUCCACACUGGAGCGAAGUGGGGGGCCACCCCUCUCCCGUAGCCACAGUAACCUCAGCACCCGCGGGGACAACGAAAAGACCCUGCUGCUCAGCUCUGACGACGAGUUCUGAGACUCAAACACAUGCUCGCUUUACGCACGUAGUCCACAUUGAUUUUUUUAUUUUUUUUUAUCACCUUUGUGAGACAAAUCACGUGUUUUGUUACCUGCAAUUUGGUUUCCCUUUUUUUUUUUUUUACAUUUAGAAUGGAAAGAUCUGAUUCAUGUCAGACUUAUGGAGCUGUGGUUGACAGACUGUGGGAAGGGAUUGAGUGUUUUUACAAGGAAAGAGAGGUAAUAAUUGGUACAGUAGGAACAGAGGAUGGGAAGGUUGUUGUCAAAUUUAGUCAGGGAUAAGAGAAGUCACGAUGGUUAGACAUUAUCAGGUUUAUUAACUCGUCAUGUUGUCAUUUUUGUUGAUGUCAUGAGGCCAUUAAUGACAGAACUACCAUAUCACACGGGUCCAAAUAACCUGUGCCUGCAUAUAGCGUCCUUAAGACGAAACAUAAAAAUAAAUGACAGAUAUAAGGUGUAUGCUAGAGCAAAUAAGUGCCAUCUUAAUCUAACACCCUUCAUCUUUCAGUUAUUAUAUUGAUUCUGAAUCCAAACUCCUCCUCACCCCUCUGCCAAUUUUGCCUCUUACCGAAACAUUGCCAAAUAUUGAGGAGUACCCCGUGCUCCAGUCAAUGAGACACACUGUCUCAAGAUUUAGAAUUGAUUUAUAGUUGAGCAAAGGAGCCUUUGAAUUGCCAGGCUUUGUUUUAAUAUAUAACAAUUUAAUCACAUUUUCUUUUAUUUCAAUGUAUGACCUUGAAGGUUUUAAAUUUAAAGAGUAGUUUGUUGGAAAAUUGUUAUUCCAGAAAUGUUCUAAAUAUUCAGUGUUUUCAUUUUGUUGUGGGUUCGUAUGAACAAGUAGCUCAAAAGUGUAAUUCUGUGACGCUGCUGGGCUCCUCGCGCAAUGCUAUUGUUUGUGUAGCACUGAGGUAACAGCUGUCGGAGAGAUUUUAGUGUGUGGCAGGGAGACGGGCGGAAGGGCGAAACCCACACAGAUUACAGAUUACUGAAGAAGAAACACUUCCCUGCAGAGCCGGCCCAGCUGUGAUGUGCUGUGGAUUGUAAUCCCAUAAUUAAGGGCAUAACAUGUAGCCCAGAUCAGGCCUGCCUCUGCUGGUUAUUGUUUAUAAAGGCGUCACUGCUAUAGUGAGUUAGUCAGGGCGUCAGUCAUUACAGACAGAUAAGGCCAUGCCAAGAUGUGUCGGGCCUUAAAUCAGACCAAAAUCACAUCUGGAAAAGGAAUAUAUGGGCAUUAAAAGUUUGUAUGCAUAGAUGCACUUUGUUCAGGGGUGCACUAUAGCAGUGAUGCAUGUUAGAAAAAAAUCCUCAAGCUGCCUGUCAUCCUCUGUUUUUCCUAUUAGUAGAAUUUCUACGUUAUCAACUGAUGUUUAAUAUGCGUUUUAGCAGGGGCCAGGAAAGAAGCUGCUUGUGGUCGUAAUCGUAAAUGUUUGACGGCAGAGCACAGCGAUAUAUAAAAGCUGAGUAGAUCCUUUUGCUGUCUCGUUUUCCUCUUACCUUACAGUGAGUGCAGUCUAAACACAUUUUACAGAUUGACCGCAGGUAAACGAACAGUAUGAAUGUAGUCCGGAUGAAGAAUUAACAGCCGAAUUGAUGUGCGUCCGUCAAAGGAGCACACUCAACUCUCUGAUGAGAACGUAUUCAGUCAGCAGAAUAAUGAAAGUGUUGAAAAGUUGGUUUUCUGCUGUGACUGCAGACCCGUAACCCUACCAGCCAUUUUUACACUCAGUUAAUAACACAUCACUUUUGUAUCUGACUUUCCACUGAACCUGUAGUGCUUCAGUUAAAGGCAACGUUUAGUUGAGUUGUAAAGUGAAAUGUGUUGCCUUUUACUCUGCCCCAAGUUAACAGCAUAUCAAACUCAGGCAUCUUGAUUCAAAACACUAUCAAAUGAUAGCUUUGGUACUAUGAUUUGAAAGCUGGAUGUUAAUCACAAAGCUGAAUAUAUAUUAAACGAGGAAAUAUUAUACCAGAAGGGAAGGAAUGUUGUAAAUAGUUCAACUAAGCGCUGCGAAUGAUGACACUAAUGGCAUUGCUUGGUAUAAUGCUUUAGUUUAAUAUUUUAAUUUUCAUAUAUUCUCCUGUUUUAUUUCUGUUGUACACUGUUUAAUUUGUAUAUUGGUAAUAUUAUCUCUUGUUUUGAUGCUCUAUUGGUUCCUGUCGGUGUUAAAAAAGGAAAUAAAAUACAAAUCCAAACGAGA
Molecule: messenger RNA, 3481 nt
Organism: Perca fluviatilis (European perch)
Lineage: Eukaryota; Metazoa; Chordata; Actinopteri; Perciformes; Percidae
Product: transmembrane protein 184B-like
Exons: 9
Coding region: 1-1281 (426 amino acids)
Biological process (GO): transport
Molecular function (GO): transporter activity
Source: RefSeq, a predicted model, not a curated record